UUACAACAUUAACAUGGUUUGUUCCAUUAAACCCCGCGCUAAGAAUUCUGCCCUUACUUACCUAAUUGCCCCUGCCUGCCCCUGCAGGCGGGGUCGGUCUGGCACCCAAGUUCUCCCACUACACGACCAGACUGCAGAGCCAUGACCCUUUCUCGCGACCGCAGCCACGAACACCCGCCGAGACUGGUCAUCGCCAGUCCCAUCACGCAAGCAUGGGCAAGGAAGAGCAGGCCGAGGAGCGCGAGGUCCUCGCCUCCAUCUUCCCCGACGAAAUCACCGAUAUCUCCGACUCGGAGUUCCGCAUCGCGAUCAAGCUCGACCUACCCGACGACGACAGCGACGCCGCGGCGGGGGCCAGCGAGCCGCCGACGCUGAUCCUGCACGUGCAGUACCCGGAGGCGUACCCGGACGAGGCGCCGGUGCUAGACCUGCUACCGGCGGCGGGGGCGGCGCCGCACCCGGAGUUCUCGGUGGGCGCGGACAAGGGGGCGCUGCUGGCGGGGGUGGAGGCGGCGGUGCGGGAGAGCCUGGGGAUGGCGAUGGUGUUCACGGUGGUGACGGCGGUGAAGGAGGCGGCGGAGCAGCUGGUGGCGUCGCGGCGGGCGGCCGCCGCCGCGGCGCGCGACGAGGCCGCGCGCGCCGCCGAGCGCGCCGAGAACCAGAAGUUCCACGGCGACCCCGUCACGCCCGCCAGCUUCGCCCGCUGGCGCGACGCCUUCCGCCGCGAGAUGGACGAGCGCCGCGCCCGCGACGACGAGGACCUGCGCCUCGCCGACGCCAAGCGCCCCCGCGCCGCUGCUAAAGAACCCCCCCGCCUCACCGGCCGCCAGCUCUGGGAGCGCGGCCUCGCGGGCAGGGGCGACGAGGCCGAGGCCGAGGUCGACCCCGACGACGACCCCGACGUCCCGACCGAGCGCGUCGGGAAGCUCAAGGUCGAGGAAUGAGCGAGGGGGUGGGGGGAGGUGUGGUGGUGUGUGCAGGGACCUGGUUUGAUGUGCGAUGGCGAUGGCGAUGGACUGCCUGCUUGGCUUAUUCCUGCAUUUGUUUUGCAGUAGAGCAUUUCUCGGAGUUUUAGGCGUGCUAAGGGGGGAGGGGGGAUCCAAAAAAAGAGGUCUUUCUCUCUCUCCCUCUUUUCUCGUUCGAGGCAGAACAUGCUAGGGGUUUUCCGCAGUCUAUACCUAUAAGAAGAGUACAACCGGAAAUGUGCAUCAUCUGUUGCGCUCCUUUAUUUUCUCUGAUCCCAAACGCCGCCCUGCUUAGCCGGAACACUGCAAUAUAUGCCCUAAGAGACUGUGGUAUCAUCUCGCCCCUUGCCCCUUG
Durotheca rogersii is the source of this 1320-nucleotide messenger RNA. Its product is annotated as RWD-domain-containing protein. Gene Ontology annotation, biological process: cytoplasmic translation. The record is from RefSeq and is a predicted model, not a curated record. The coding region runs from base 213 to 944 and encodes 243 amino acids. Gene Ontology annotation, molecular function: protein binding. Lineage: Eukaryota; Fungi; Ascomycota; Sordariomycetes; Xylariales; Xylariaceae. The transcript is spliced from 2 exons.